GCCCUGGAAGAGAGGUUCCGGGGUUGGCCGGGGCUGGCGGCGGCGGGAUGGAGAGCGGGGCCGAGGACGCGGGGCUGAGCCGCCGCCCGGUGCUGGCCUCCUCCUGGGACGCCGCCUGCGGAGCCCUGGCCCAGAGCCUCCGCCUCACCCGCGCUGACCUCGGCGCCCGGGAGCUGGACUGGGACGAGCUGCUGGCGCCGCCUGCCGCGGGCCGAGAGCUGGUGGUUUUGAGGACAAGCCCGAGCAGCCCUGACGAAAAGCCCUGCUUCCUUUACCUGAGAUGUGACCCUAAAGCAGGUGAAGAAAUCGCUUCUGUUGGCGUCUUGAGUUCAGCGAGAAACAUGGAAGUGUACGUGGGAGAGGAGUACUGUGGCACCAGCAGGGGCAAGAGUGUGUGCGGUGACCUGGGCGGCAGUGAAGAUGAAAAGAUUAUUUUGUACAAGAAAUACCUAACAUUGGAGUCCUCCGUACAUUCUUGUAAAAUAAAGUUGCUCUCCUUUGGUGAAAAGCAGUGUGUGUUCAUCAGUAAAGUUGUGGUACAAUUGAGGCGGGUUUCAGCAAAUUCUUCAACAAGCUCUCCUGCUCUAGGAUCAAGGAUAGACCUGCAGAGGGUCCAGACUCUCAUGGAGGCUAUGGGGUCAAAGUUGUCACCUGGCGCUCAGCAAUUGAUGAAUAUGGUUCGAUUUCAGCAGCAGAAUUGUGUUCCCAUUGGAGAGCAGCUUCAGUCGGUUUUGGGAAAUCCUGGUUACAAACGUAUGAUGGACCUGCAGUCGUCAUCUGCUUCAGGAACCUUGGACAAGUCACCCUCCACGCCUUUCCCUUUUAGAACUGGAUUGACAUCCGGAUCCCUGGCUGAAGACUUAAAAGCUUAUAUUGAUAAAAGUCUGCAGCCACUUGGUGGAGGAAACAUGACAGACCUCAAAGAUUAUAACGUGGUGCCACAAAACCAUUCUCUUCUUGAGAAUGACCUCAGAAGUGCAGUUUCUUCUUUCCUACCGAAGAAAGCAAGUGAUCACUCAACUCUACCUAACUCUGAGUUGCCGCCUUUUCUCCAGAAUCUGUGUAGUCAAGUUAACCAUCUCCGUGUGGGACAUAACACCAAGUGGCAGGAAAGCAUCACUAAGGCCAGUGAAGGCGUUGUUGGUGCUGGAACGGAAGAGCAACCUGUGUGUUCCUACUUAGAAAAGAUUCUCACUAAAAACUUGGAACUGAUGGAAAAGAGACUCGUGGACUACGUCGACCAGCGACUGUGUAAACUCCAAGAGCACAUGGACGCCAAGAUUGCUCUGUUAAUGGACCUGCUGCAGAGCCCCUACUCCCCACCCCCGGGGACCGCCCUCAGACCCUGUGACUCUGGAGAAAGACUUUCAAAUGGAGAAAGAUAAGUGCUCAACCUGUACGGUGCGCUACAGAUAUUUAUUACGUAUUUAUUGCAAAGCCUAAACCCCCAAGGUUCAAAGCAAGUAUUUCAUGUCAUUUGAGGAUCAUCCUCUCCCUUCCAUCAAGUGACCUCCGUGUUCAUUUGAACUCUACUUGUUACUGUAAAUCCAGUACUGUGCACUAGGAUUAAUGGGAUAGGGUCACCUACUAUUUUUGUUUGCAAUACUGUUUACUCUUACAGAAAUUUUUGUGUAUUUCUGGGUUAAGUGUUUGAAAAUGUUAAAGAUUUUUAAUGCAAUUCCUAAGUGUGUGUUAUAGAAUGUGUUUGAUAGAAGUACAUUUUUUAUUUAUAAAGAGGUUUAUUUUAUAGUCUUAGGAGUAUGAAAAAUAAUGCGUAGAGUAUGGAUAAUUUUUCUUUUUGUAAUUGAUUUUUAAUGAAGCGUUGGAUACCUGAGGCUUAAAAACCUUUCACAGAGAUCACUAAUUUACCUUUUGUAUCAUUUAAUCUCAGAUAAUGAAUAAUAUGCAAUGUUUGAGGUGUGUGUGGACACCAGGGCCACUAUUAGUGUCAGUACAGGGUAGCAGUCAGUUGGAUAGUAAAAAUCAAAACUGACCUAUUCCUCGUUGGAAUUAGUACUUUAGUAUUUGAUGUAAAAUGGGAGAAUUCAGCUUUUAUCUCAGUAAACACAAGUUUAAGGAACACUCCUUUUCUGAGCUGCUACAGGUUCUUUCCAGAGCCCUUCUCUGUUAGGUUUCAAGUGUGAAGUGCUGUGGUUGUGCACGGAUUGAUGAGGGCUGGAAAUCAAGAUUGCACUUCUCUCCAGCAGGUGUAAUUUCCCGAAAUUAGAACUAUUGUGUGUAUGUCGAAGAGUAAUCUAUUUGCACUUAAUAAACGUAUCCACUUUGGAAACCA
This is a messenger RNA of Canis lupus familiaris (dog), 2293 nucleotides long. RefSeq names its product chromosome 28 open reading frame, human C10orf88 (gene C28H10orf88). The transcript is spliced from 6 exons. Lineage: Eukaryota; Metazoa; Chordata; Mammalia; Carnivora; Canidae. Bases 48 to 1385 code for a protein of 445 amino acids. The record is from RefSeq and is a predicted model, not a curated record.